This is a messenger RNA of Limulus polyphemus (Atlantic horseshoe crab), 1752 nucleotides long. RefSeq names its product aspartate aminotransferase, mitochondrial-like (gene Got2). Gene Ontology annotation, biological process: biosynthetic process; L-aspartate catabolic process. Gene Ontology annotation, cellular component: mitochondrion. The coding region runs from base 39 to 1220 and encodes 393 amino acids. Gene Ontology annotation, molecular function: pyridoxal phosphate binding; L-aspartate:2-oxoglutarate transaminase activity. The transcript is spliced from 11 exons. Lineage: Eukaryota; Metazoa; Arthropoda; Merostomata; Xiphosura; Limulidae. The record is from RefSeq and is a predicted model, not a curated record.
AUUAUUGUUAUUAUAGUUCCUGGUGGUCUCACGUAGAAAUGGGUCCUCCUGACCCAAUUCUGGGUGUUACAGAAGCCUUCAAACGAGAUACUAAUCCAAAGAAAAUCAACCUUGGAGUUGGAGCAUAUAGAGAUGACCAAGGAAAACCAUUUGUGCUGCCUAGUGUUAGAAAGGCUGAGGAGCUUAUGAUGGCCAGACACAUGGACAAGGAAUAUGCUGCCAUACAUGGUUUGCAAGAGUUUUGUCAAGCAUCUGCUAGCCUAGCAUUUAGUGAAAACAGUAGCGUCAUCAAAGAAGGAUUGAAUGCCACCAUCCAAGGAAUCUCUGGUACUGGAUCACUUACUAUGGGUGCAUUUUUCUUGAGAGAUUUCUUCAAAGGAAACAAAGAGGUUUACAUGCCAGCACCAACAUGGGGAAACCACAUUCCAUUAUUCAAGAGAGCUGGAUUUGCAGUCAAACAGUACAAGUAUUAUGAUCCCAAAACAUGCGGAUUAGACUUUAAGGGUUUACUGGAAGAUAUUUCAAAAAUACCAGAGAACUCUGUUAUUCUACUACAUGCUUGUGCUCACAACCCUACUGGAGUGGACCCGAAACCCGAACAGUGGAAAGAGAUGUCUGAUCUAAUUAAGUCUAGAAAAUUGUUUCCAUUCUUUGACAUGGCCUACCAAGGUUUUGCAACAGGUGACAUUGAUCGUGAUGCCAUGGCAGUCAGGAUGUUUGUUGAUAAUGGUCACAGGAUUGGCUUAGCUCAAUCUUUUGCGAAGAACAUGGGAUUAUAUGGCGAACGUGUUGGGGCUUUCACCAUGGUGUGUAAUUCAAAAGACGAAGCUCAGCGAGUUCUUUCUCAGUUAAAGAUCAUCAUUCGACCCACUUAUUCCAACCCUCCAAUUCAUGGAGCACGGAUUGCACAGACGGUUCUUGGAGAGCCAGAAUUACGAGAACAAUGGUUGAAAGAUGUGAAAGGAAUGGCUGAUAGAAUAAUUAGCAUGAGAACCCGUCUCAGAGAUGGCCUGAAAAAGGAGGGAUCGACUCGCAACUGGCAGCACAUCACUGACCAGAUUGGGAUGUUUUGUUUCACCGGAAUGAAUCCUAAGGAGGUUGAAAAACUUACAGCAGAGUUCAGCGUCUACCUGACAAAAGAUGGACGAAUUUCAGUGGCUGGUAUCUCUUCUAACAACGUAGAUUAUCUUGCCCAUGCCAUGCACCAAGCCACCAAAUAAUUUUUCUUUUCCCAACAAUUAGUAACACUAGAUGUCACUACCAGUCUUUGCUUCGUGUUCUUUGUAUGUAUAUUCUACUAAACAAAAUGUAUUUAGUUCAGUUGCACCUCUGUUUUACUAUAUUAUAGGUCUCAAUUAAUAUAAAAAAUAUUUUAGUUUGAAAACAUUAAUAUUAUAGGCGAGUGAGGUGCUAAAUAUCGCUACAUUGUAACAUACUCUGUAUGUACAUAUGGAUUAUGUACCCUAAUUCAAAUGUGUUUCAUAGUCUUAAAAAACAAAUUUAAAGAGUUUUUUUUGCUGUAACUUGUGUAUAUUUUUUUUUACACCAUCACUUUAUAUUAAUCAGAAAGUAUUGAGCAUCGGGUUUAGUAAAUAGAAAAACUAGAACUUUUGUUUGUUUUUUCCCUCUAAACAGUGUUACAUUUUUUAAUAUACUGCUCUGUAAGUGUUAAAUUUUUGGUUUUGUGAAGAGGUUGGAGGACGUUUAUCAAAAAUGUAUCAUUAUCAUUUAAUAAAGUAUGGUGAAAUACUU